Messenger RNA from Lingula anatina, 4917 nucleotides. Its product is annotated as ankyrin repeat and FYVE domain-containing protein 1. Gene Ontology annotation, molecular function: protein binding; metal ion binding. Lineage: Eukaryota; Metazoa; Brachiopoda; Lingulata; Lingulida; Lingulidae. The record is from RefSeq and is a predicted model, not a curated record.
GUCAUGUGACAGCUCAAAAUGGCGGAGGCUGAAGUUGUUAAACUUCAAAGCCACCUGCGUCUUCUACGGGAAGAGUAUGUCAAACUUCAGUCAAAAUAUGCAGAACUUGAGAAAAAAUACCAGGUGGCAGUGGCAGCAUCAGGACAAACCAGUGGCAGUAGCUUCAUUUCCAGGCUUCUAACCACCAUUGCAGACUUAUUUGACAAAGAAUUAUACAGUGACCUGACUAUCCACUUAGAUGGUCAGCAGCUCCAUGCCCACAGGUUUGUCCUUGCAGCCAGGAGUGACCACUGGGGAGUGCCAGACCUGGGGGCAGUCACAGAACUGGACCUAACUGGUAUAAACCAUGAGGUCUCAUUUGCUCUGGUAAAAUGGGCAUACACAGAUCAGAUUGACAUCAAGUCAGAUGAUACUUUCCUCUUGGAAUUGUUGAAGGCAGCCAGCAACUUUAAACUUGAUACUCUGAAAAAUAGGUGUGAGCAGGCUCUCAUGUCCUCAGUCAGUGUGAAGAAUUGUAUCAGAUAUUACCAGACGGCUGAGGAAAUCGGUGCUGAAUUACUGAAAAAACAUUGCUCAGAGCUGAUUUCUAACCAUUGGAAUGACUUCACAAGUGAAGAUUUUGCCUGUAUGCCAGCUCCAUUGUUAUACAGUAUGUUUAAAACCAAGACCCAGUACCCUCUGCACACAGCUAUCCGCACUCAGAGGGAGGAUGUGGUCUUCCUAUAUCUCAUUGAAUUUGAUUCUCUGCUGCCAGGGAAGUUGAAUGAAUUGGACAACAGAGGGGAUUUGCCUUUGGACCUUGCUCUUCAAGCUAAACAAGAAAGUAUAGCCCAAACACUCGUAGGGCAUAAAGUAGAUGUUAAUAAAACUGACAACUCUGGAAGAUGCUUGCUACAUAAAGCUAUCAGAAGAGGAGAUGAAUUCUCAGCCAGCUUCCUAAUCAAAAAUGGUGCCAAUGUGAACGCUGCCUCCCACAUAGAGAAGGAGACAGCCCUGCACAUGGUGGCCUCCUUCAACCCAGACGUCACAUCCCCAGACACUCUGGCAGGCAUGGCCAGGAUAGCAAAACAGCUCCUGGAGGCUGGGGCAGACACCAGUGCUCAGGACACUGCUGGAAAUACUCCACUUCAUAGAGCAGUAUCAUCAAAGCAUGAGGCAGUGUUCAGCACUCUCUUAUCUCAAAACAACCUGAAACUAGAGCUGCAAAAUGCGGAUGGUCAAACUGUGUUGUGGCUAGGGCUGCUGGACAGUGCUGGACAGAGUAUAGAUGACAACAGCUUUGCUGCAAGGCUCAUUAAGGCUGGAAGUUCACCUGAUGCUGUUAACAGUGAAACAGGUGACUGCCUGUUACACUUGACCAGCAGAGCAGGGAUGGAAGCAGCAGCUUUGUUUUUAGUGAGCCAUGGUGCUAAGCUGAACCUGAUUAAUGCAAAGGGUGAGGCCCCACUUCACACAGCAGCACAGAAGGGACUGGCAGAGUUGGCUGCCAUGUUACUGGCCAAGGGAGCCAAUCCUAACAGUCAGACCACCGCCAAUCUUGACACUACCAUGGCAACACUAGGAUUUGAAGAGGAAUCCCCGCCUGUUAGCAAGCAAACACCACUUCACCUAGCUAUUCUUAACAAGCAUGUCAACGUAGUAAGAGUUCUCUUGGAGCACAAAGAGAAAGCCACUCGUUCCACUGAUAAUACAACUAUAAUUCCAAACUUCAACAUCAAGGAUUCCAGAGGGCACACAGCAUUAGGUUUGUCCCUGUGGAACGGCUUUAAUGACAUAGCAGUACAGCUGCUGAAUGGGGGAGCAAACAUCAACGAAAAGGAUGAAGAAAAUAUGACACUCCUGCACCAAGCAAUCAUGAAUCAAGAUGUCCCUAGUUGUCUUUUCCUUUUAGAGAAUAAAGCAGAUAUCAGUGCCAGAACUGCAGACAACGAGUCUCCCUUACAGCUUGCCAUUAAGCGCCACCUGCCAGUGGUUGUAGAUGCACUGUGUUCUCGCGGUGUUGACAUGAAUGUAAUGGAUGCAGAAGGCAACUGUCCACUGUGGCAAGCUCUGGAGACAGGCCAGGAGGAUGUGGCUUCUAUUUUGGUGCGCCAUGGCUGUGACACCAACAUGUGGGGCCCAGGUCCUGAUGGAUGUGAACAAACUCUGCUGCACAGAGCUAUUGAUGAGAACAAUGAAGCUGUGGCUUGCUUCCUCAUAAGAAGCAUGUGUGAUGUGAACAGUCCCAGAAGACCAGGACCCAAUGGAGAAGGGGGAGAGGAAGCAAGAGAUGGGCAGACCCCUCUCCACCUAGCAGCCACCUGGGGUCAAGAAAUGGUGGUCCAGUGUCUCAUUGAACACAAUGCUGUCAUCAAUGCUCAGGAUGCAGAAGGAAAAUCUCCAAUCCAUGUGGCAAUCAACAACCAGCACACUGUGAUCAUCUCCCUGAUGUUGUCUCACCCAGGACUGAACCUGGCCGCCAGGGACAGACAGGGGCAGACACCAUUUGCUGCUGCCAUGACAACCAAGAAUAACAAAGCUGCGCAGGCUAUUUUAGACCGUGAACCAAGGGCAGCGGAGCAGCUUGAUAACCGAGGCAGAAACUUUCUGCAUGUGGCCAUCCAAAAGUCAGACAUAGAGAGUGUCCUGUUCCUGAUCAGUGUCCAUGCUGAUGUGAACUCCAGAGUGCAGGACUCCCACAAGUUCACUCCUCUACAGCUGGCUGUCAUGGCGAGCUCUGAAAUUAUAGUCAGAAAUCUAAUCUUAGCUGGUGCUAAUGUGAAUGAAUUGACCCCAAGCAAGCAAACGGCUUUACACCUGGCAGCAGAGAAUGACCAGACCAGCAGUAUUUGUAGUGUGCUCCUAGAGAAUGGGGUGGACUGUGACGCUCUGGAUGCAGGCAUGAAUAAUGCCCUCCAUGUAGCAGUCCAGCAUGGCAAUCUCAAUGUGUGCCGAGUGCUGCUUACUGAGUCGAGGAUUAAUGCUGAAGCCAUCAACAUGAAGGGACAGACGCCAAUGCAUGUACUGGGUCAGUAUGGAAGGGAGAACGCUGCGGCCAUUUUUGAGUUCUUUUUAGAAUGCAUGCCAGAAUAUCCUAUAGAUAAACCUGAUGCUGAGGGAAACACAGUUCUUUUGCUGGCGUACUUAAAUGGCAAUGGACACUUAUGUCGUGCAAUUGUCCGUGCUGGUGCUAUGAUGGGCAAUGUGAACAGACAAGGGAUGUCUAUAUUCAAUGCACCUGUAGCUACCAAACAGUUACUAUUCAAGCUGUUAGAUAUGCUAGCCAAGGAGCCUCCCUGGACAGAUGGAGAAAAUUGCGAGGAAUGUGCAACUAAAUUCGGAAUUAAAACCAGAAAACAUCAUUGUCGUCACUGUGGUCGUCUGUUGUGCAAUAAGUGUUCAGAUAAGGAUAUCCCUAUCAUCAAAUAUAACCAGCCCAAGCCAGUCCGUGUUUGCCAGAUCUGUUUUGAUGUACUUACACUAGGAGGAGAGAUGUAGGCAGAAAUCCCCGGAUGAAUUAUUUCAAACCCAUUUCAGCUCCGCUUUGUUCUUGUUAUGCAGUGACAAAGAUGUUUAGUUGCUUUCAUAGCGUACUUCACGUCAACUUGUUGUAUUUAUGAACUAAGAAUGAACAAAAAAUGUGUGUUAGAAUUCUAGCUAUAUCUAGUUGACCACCAUAUGAAAGUCAUAUAGUUGUGUUGACAGAAACUAGCUGUGUAUCUUGCUGAAUGGAGAUAGUAAGGGAGAAGCUAACAUUCUAGAUACUUGACAAAAAUUGAAUGAAAACCCAUUCCUAUUGGACAUGUUAAAACCAAAACCCAAACUAAGGUUGCUGUAGAGAAACCAAAACCCAAAUUGAGCAACUUGAAACAAAUGAGAAAAUUUUGUGUAUUAAAAUAUAAAUCCUGUAUUGUUUUAAUGCUGAUUGACAACAGAAUUUUUCACAAAUGCAUAUCAUUUGUUGUGAAGUAUGAAGAAGUCUCUCUUUGUCAGUGUUCACUGGUACAUUUAUAUCAGUGCCACCUAAAUUAUAGCAAUUUGUAAUUUUUUUUUCAUAUUCCUAUCUUAUCUAGUUGUAUGUUGACUUCAUAAUUACACAAUGUUUGCUAGUUGGAAAGUAAGUGUAGUGUACAGGUAGUGUUCAUGUACAGUUCUUUUGUCCUCAUGUGGGACAGCCAUAGGUGUUCAAGUAGACUAUAGGUUUUCUUCUAAUUUAUUUCCAUUAGAAUGGAAAAAUUAUGCCCAAUUUUUUGCUAAGGUUAGCAACAAGCACACAAAUUCAGAUAUUUGUAAUUUUGGAAGCAUAUUCCAUUCACUGUUGUUAAGCUUAUUGUUAAAGGCUCUUGCUUGUUUUUCAACAAAACCAUACUGCUUCAGAUCAUAGAAAUAUGUUAACUAUCACAAAAAUUGAUGAAAAUAAUGGAUCAAAAAGGUACCAAAUCCGGAUCAAAGUACGCAAAUAGGAUCACCAGAAAUCUGUUUAAGCGCCAAAAGUACGUGGACUUGUAAUCCUGAUAAUGUCAAUUUAAUGUAUAAAGUUGAAUUUUGAAAUCCCAAGAAAGGCAUUUCAUGACUUUAAGUGAAUAUUGCCUUCCUCUGGCGUUCUCUGUCAUAAUACUAAACUGCAAAUUGAAUCCAUUAAAGUCAAAUUUAAAGUAAAUACAAUUUUAUUUGAUACCUGGACUUAAAUUAACAGUAGAGGGUAAAAGGAUUUGUUACCUUAUAGCCUCUUUCAAAAAGCAUUACCUCUAGCUAUUUUACGUUCAGCUUCUUAUUUAAGUACUAAAUAUUUAAAACUUUCAUAUCAGUGAUGUCAGACUAGUCGUUUUAAUUCUUUUUUGUCUUUUUAUCAUGGUCAAUAAAGUUUUCCAGUAACAAUUUAGAUUUAAAAUGUCAGGUACACACGUUAUCCAGUUUUCUCGUGUCAAUAAAUAUUGU